Messenger RNA from Marasmius oreades (fairy-ring Marasmius), 2337 nucleotides. RefSeq lists its product as uncharacterized. Gene Ontology annotation, molecular function: protein kinase activity. Gene Ontology annotation, biological process: protein phosphorylation. The record is from RefSeq and is a predicted model, not a curated record. Lineage: Eukaryota; Fungi; Basidiomycota; Agaricomycetes; Agaricales; Marasmiaceae. The coding region runs from base 1 to 2337 and encodes 778 amino acids. The transcript is spliced from 4 exons.
AUGGUAAAACUCUCGGUAACACCUGAUAGCCCAGCCUCCCAUGAGGAGCCUGUCCCCAUAUCAUGUCCCGCCGCUCCAUUGAGGUCCCCUUCCGUACCAACAACGAUCCCCCACAAGCGGUCGAAUAAAUAUCAUACUACACCCACCGUCUUAUCACUUGAAAAACGCAAGGAAGUAGCAUUCUUUACAAGCGGACGAUACCUUGGCGGUUUACAAGCAGACGAGUUUCUCAACACCUUCUUACCCUACCGGAAUCCCAAUGCGCGUCGCUUGAAGCCCCGACAAAAACGACGAGACCUCAUGCAAAGCGUUGCUUCACAACAGUCAGAAGCCGAAAUGUACAAGCCAUUCGUCCAAGCUCUCGAGAACUGGCCUCCACGGGAUCCAGAUAGAAAGACCAAGUUGCUGUACAAGGACUGCCACUUAGCGGGUGAUGGUAAUUGCGGAGGCCUCUCAGUAGACAUUCAUAUCGGGACGUCCUCAACGCGCCGAUUGUGGGAAGAUAAACGCUACAUUCCGUUCUCAGAACAAGAGUCGCAUGUGAAGAUGAACUUCUGCGAUAGCUCUGAUCCAUUCUGUGACCGCCAGGCGCGGCAGAAGAAUGUUUUGAUGCAAGGGGAAGCGGAACAGGAAAUCGUGGAGGGAACGGACGAUGAUCAGGGUUUGGUUGAUGACUUGUGCGAUGUGGAUAUCCCUUCACCGCUUCCAGAUUGCGGGCCAGAGCCAGCUGAGGACGAGUCGGAGGAUGGAACUGAGGCGGGACAGAAGGGGUUCAUUUGGAGCCCGCACCAUCUCUUCGAGAAUAUGACAUCGAAGGGUAUUCUAUGUCGUGGGGAGAUCGCAUCCUAUGCUGCAGCAUUACUCACUGUGCAGUAUAGGGUUUUCUUCUUCCAGAUGGUGAUUUUCGGUCAAUAUGCUCGAUUUAUCCGAUGGGAUCGAUCUUGUGCCAUUGUCUCCGAGCGAUUCAGCUACAUCGAAGAGCCCGAGCUCAUCUUUGAGUUUUAUUUUCGGCUUGCUCAACUGGACCCUAUAAGUCGUGGCUAUGACCCCUCAAUCGCUAUGGUCUCGAAAGACGAAGCUGCUCGUGCCCGAGCUGAAUUCAAGAAAUUUAGCCCCGAUGGUUGGCAUGGUCGGUCACAGCUGCCUCAAAGGCUACACCGUACCAUUCACGAGCAACCCUUUCGAUCUGUCGAAAUGCCGGAUGGGCAUCGUUUUAUCAUCUGCGUACCAGUCUUUUCUCUAGAGCACUACACUCCGUUUGGGCGUUGCACACGCCGAUCACUCGCAUUUGAUCCCGAUGCCGGGUCAGUCCACUUUUACAAGGAUUACCAGUCCCAAAAUUACUCGAUCACUCUUAAGGAAGCUGAAGUAUAUGAACGCAUAAACACCAAACGUCUAAUUGGUGAGGUUCCACGCGGCCUUUGUACCAUGAUCUCAGGGGGAGAUGUCCCGAAUACCAAGACCGUCGGAUACGAAUACUGGGAGGAGGGAUGGGUUUAUGGGACUGUAAGGGAACCCAUACAGCUUAUCGCACAUCGGAUCAUCCUCAAGGAAGUUGGGGCGAGUAUCCGGACCUUCACGAAUAUCAAGACGCUGUUGACCUGUGCAGCUGAUGCCAUGGAGGCGCAUACAUGGCUCGUUCAUGAACUCCAUCUUCUGCAUCGUGACAUCUCACCUGGUAAUAUCCUCAUGGAGAGAUAUGCAGAUGAGAAUUACGUGCGGAAGGGAUAUCUUAUCGACUUCGACCAUGCUCUCGAUUUGGCACGAGUCAAUCCGUCACAGUUUCCGGGUCGUUCGGGUACCUUCUUAUUUUUCGCCGCCGCCCUACUCUCUCGCACUCAAGUUGUACAGUCGGAGAAGGAUGAUAGGGAGUCGCUCUUCCACUCCAUCAUUUAUCUGGGAUUACUACAUGCUCAGCACUCGCUUAGCAAUGAUCCGAUUGCUUUGGAGGAAACACUCAACUACAUGUUUGAGAAUGCAAAUUUUCACUCAAGGUCAGGAGGAUUUAUCACUCAGGCAUAUUCGGAGAUCCGUUGGGCAAACCCUGGCUUGCAAAAGUUUGUCGAAGAGCUGGAAAUUGUCUUCAAGUCACGAUAUUCGGGAGGACAGGCUGACGUCGUCAACCUAGAAACGCGCAGCUGGAUGGACAAGAAAAUUCGGGAUAUCCUUCAGACAAUGCCUCCUCCUCCCGAAAGGGAGUUUAUCAUUAACGAUCAUUAUCCUCCAGCUACGACACCUGCGAUGAAGAGGGCACUGUAUACAUAUCAAAACCAGGAUACGGAAAAUCGGCUGGGGUUUGAUGGCCACCUUGACAAGCGACAGAAGACAGAUAACUAG